Ruditapes philippinarum (Manila clam) is the source of this 790-nucleotide messenger RNA. RefSeq lists its product as uncharacterized. The record is from RefSeq and is a predicted model, not a curated record. The transcript has 5 exons. Bases 1 to 375 code for a protein of 124 amino acids. Lineage: Eukaryota; Metazoa; Mollusca; Bivalvia; Venerida; Veneridae.
AUGGUUUUCUUCAGCAUCCUCGUCGGUUUCUACCGGAGACUAAUCACACUAAACAAUGUAUGUAGUAAUGCAGUUACGUACAGGUUCCGACUACAGUCGAAAUCUGUCAUCAUAAACCAUCCGAAAGGUACCAUAGAAAAACAGGAAACGAAAAAAAUAACAGUUGAUUACGACCCACACUUAAACGAGACAAAAGACAUACUUCUAAGUAUGCAGCUGAAAUCCUCAGAAUUACUUGAUGGGAAUCCUGGAAAGGAAUACACAAACUUAAUUCCCAUCAGAUUUAUGGCAGAGGAAGACAUGGAAGAUGAUAUGUUUAAAUCACCAAUGGACACCUCAUUCAGAAAAAGAAAGGGACAAUGGUGGCAAAAGUAAUCUUAAAACAAUGCUUUCGUGCUUGAGGGAUAUUACAAAAUUUGCUUCCCGAAACGAUUAAUUAAAUGUUCUUUAAAUAUGACUUAUAAAUAUCAAAACCAUGGCCUUUUAAAUAGAAAAGACCAUGCCAAAACAAACAAAUUGGUGUUUGAUCAGUUAGAUAUAUUUUUUUUAUAUUUCCCCCUUAAAACUGGAGAAUAAGAAACAUUGUCAUGUGAUAUCUCUGCAUUAAAUUUCUAUACUUUAUAUCAAAUAUAUCAUACCAUAAAAGAUUUAGCAUGCUUGGAUUGGAAGAUAAUUAUAAUGUAUGUUGAAAAAUAUAUGUUGAAAUUAAUAAUUUGUAUAUCAUUUACUGGUAACCAUUACUUGUUAUCUUUGUGUGUUGAUAAUGGAAAUAAAUAUGUAACAAAAUUAA